Messenger RNA from Lachancea meyersii CBS 8951, 1791 nucleotides. NCBI's taxonomy places the organism in Eukaryota, Fungi, Ascomycota, Saccharomycetes, Saccharomycetales, Saccharomycetaceae. The record is from the annotation of a GenBank genome assembly.
AUGACUGAAACUUCAACAAGUCACUACUCGCCGCUAGGCGCUACGUAUGGGGUCAGGAUUGACCAAUUCCUCGAAACAGCCGAAGAUUUCGACAAAUAUCACGCUAAAUUGAACCGGAAAUUGCAGAAGUUGAGACACCACUGCCAGUUGACCACCAAGGACACCAAACGGUAUUCUGCCAAGGAGAAGUACUCGAAAGUGACACACGAGGAUUACGACACCAAGAAUAAACUUUUUGGAACACUUGUGCUUCUACACGCGGAACGAGACCUCGCGCUGGCAGAGACCUUGCGCUUACGCUCUCAUCAGAGAGGAUCGUUGAAAAAGUCAGAAGCUAAAGUGAUCGCUACUAGACUAAAAAAGACAUGCCAGACAUGUACCAAGCUUUUGGAACUGACUCAAAAUGAACAAAACCCUUACACGCGUGCUGAGUACCUUAUCUACCACAAAUUGGCAAUUGUUAGUCAUCUCAGUUUUGGCAAGCACUCGAAGACCAAACGCUUGGCCACGGCAUCACAAGUGGCCAAGGAGCUCAGUCUAGUGUUCUCAGCUCUUCAAUUUUUGCAGAAAAAGGAAAUUUUGAGCGCAGUAAUCGUGGAUUCCAUCACGGCCCAAUUCGACUACCUCUUGAGGCAAAGUGCAAGCAGUGAGGCGUCAUCGUCUAAAGAAUUGCGUCAUUUCGUUGCAAAACAGGUCAACGACAACGCUGAUGAACCGCUAAUCUCUUUACUGUCUCAAAACGGCCUUGAAAUGCCCUCUCUAGCUCAAGAAGGCGAAUCUGCGGCAGCUGCCGUACCUAGGGUCCAGUGGCGGAGAUUUUCUGCUGAGAUUGGAGACUCAAAGGUGGCAGAAGUUAUCUCAGAGGCCCAAACCAUUCAGCCUCAGGAUUUGUCCCAAUACAGUGAAAAACUUGCUAAGUGGCACCAGGCCCUCGACUUGCAACAGACCGUAAUGGAACAAAAGCGGAAUGAUGACAGCACCGAAAAUACCGGCGAAGACGAUGAGAUUCUACUGACCUACAUUCAGUACAACUCGCACUUUACCACGAUCGAGCGCGACGACAUAUUGUUUCACAAGCUGUGGUCGCAGUGGACGUCCUCUUCCAACAAAUCUAAAAAUCUGAAAAUCACCAAGUACAAAGAGAUCGAGCGAAUUGUGCAUAACCUUGCCACCUACUUGCAACAGGUGAUGGAUCUGCCGGGUGUUUACUCCGACGACACUCUUAUGGCCAAUUUAAAACUGGCUACCGUCUACUACCAAUUGCAUCUUUCCGCGGGCUGUUUAGCGUCUUUCUACCAGGGCCAGCAGAAAUACUUGGAGGCCCUUGCGCUUUAUUCGGACGGCCAAAAAGUUCUAGCGUCUGCUGCCCAAGACACAUCUUUGGAAGACCCGCUGCCUGGUGACAUUAUUAAUGCGAAGAAGCUUCAUGAACUCGAGGAUUUCAUCUGGAGCUCGUUGAAAAGUGUGAUCUCGCUGGCCGAAUAUGAGAAAAUUGCUUCUUCUGCUAGACAAUCCUCGCUAGAAUUGUCGGUUGUGGAGAAGUUGGACAAACAUAUCGCUCCCAAAGAUGUUUCUCUUUCGAACUUAUUCCCAUUGAGACCUAUAAUAAGGCCAAUUAGUGCCAAACCGACCCUUUUUGAUCUCGCUUUCAAUUAUAUCACCUACGAUGGCCAUUCCGAAGAGCCCGAACUAGAUGAGCCGGAGAUGGAAGCCACUCAACCUGACCAGCAAGCUCAAGCUCAAGCUCAGGUGCCAAAGAAGAAGGGACUUUUCGGUCUUUUUGGCCUUUAA